Molecule: messenger RNA, 1729 nt
Organism: Tripterygium wilfordii
Lineage: Eukaryota; Viridiplantae; Streptophyta; Magnoliopsida; Celastrales; Celastraceae
Product: tRNA (guanine-N(7)-)-methyltransferase non-catalytic subunit wdr4-like
Exons: 10
Coding region: 132-1421 (429 amino acids)
Biological process (GO): RNA (guanine-N7)-methylation
Cellular component (GO): nucleus; cytosol; tRNA methyltransferase complex
Molecular function (GO): protein binding; tRNA (guanine(46)-N7)-methyltransferase activity
Source: RefSeq, a predicted model, not a curated record
CGAGAAGCCCCUUCGUUCAAAACCCUACAGGCUGCCGUAGCCUGUAAUGUUGUAAUUUGGAAACAAAAACCCCUUCAGUUGAACUGAACUGACAUUCGGCAUCUGUUCGUAAUCGUGGCCCGAGCUUUAACAUGGAAGAAGACAAACAUAUGGAAGAGGGAGAAACUGAAAAGGGACUCGAAGUGGCUCCGGCAAUUAUAGCGAGUCACCCGACCCAGAAUUCAGUCUCCGUUGCUGUUGGUUCAGACCUUCGCGUCUUCGAUCUCCGUGGAGAUUGCCCAGUAAAUUUGGUGGAUGAUUCUGGUGGGCCUAUGCACAAUGAUUCUAUACGAGCUAUUCGUUAUGGUGCCAGUGGGAAGCGUUUUGUAUCUGCUGGUGAUGACAAACUUGUCAAGAUUUGGUCUGCUGAGACCUGGCACUGCAUUCAUACAGUGAACUCUGAGAAGAGAGUAACUGCAGUCGCAAUAAGCAAUGAUGAUCUAUAUGUUUGUUUUGCUGACAAAUUUGGAGUGGUUUGGGGUGUGGAUCUGCAUGCUCUCGAUGACAAUCAAACUUUAGUCAAUAUGAAGCCAUCACCAAUGCUUGCACACUACUGUAGCAUAAUCACUAGCCUGGAGUUUUCACCAGAUGGGCGGUUUAUUGUCAGUGCUGAUCGAGAUUUUAAGAUUCGAGUUACUGUGUUCCCUAAGAAGCCUUUAGAUGGAGCUCAUGAGAUACAAAGUUAUUGCCUUGGUCAUACUGAGUUUGUGUCCUGCGUUGCCUUCCUCUGCACUUUGGAUUACCCCCAUGGGCUUCUUCUAUCUGGUAGUGGUGAUUCAACUGUUCGCCUGUGGGAUAUUUCCUCUGGUUCAGUCCUCGACACUUGUGAAGUUGGUGCUAAGGCAGGACUCUUAGAAUCUAAUGGAAGUGAAGAGGACAGUUCUACUGUUACUGAUCUAUGUGUGAUCCCAGGCAGCAUGUUUGUUGCAGUGGCCAUUCAAAGCUUGCAAGGAAUAAUGGUGUUAAGCUGUGACAUAUCUGCUCGAACUCUGUGUGUUGCCAAGGUGGUUUCUAUCCCAGGCGAGAACUUUAUCCCCACAAGUCUGGGUUGUAGCUCUUCUGCAGAACUUUUGUGGAUUGUUACAGGAGUCUCUAAUUUGCGUGGUUUUGACUACCCAUCUUUAGCCCGUGUUAGGGUAAUUUCUGGCUUCAAGAAAGGCAAUCCCGAUUCUUCGAUUGUAUUGGAAGAUAAUGAAAUACCUGGGGGAGAGAAGUUACUUGAAAAGUUGCAGGGAACUAUAUCCAUAGAGGAAAAUGUUUUUUCAGCCGCAGCUGAAGCAGUGAAAACUGCAAUGUCCAAUUUGCUACUGAAGAAGCAGUACCCUUCGGAGAGACGGGAAUUUAGAAAGAGAACCAGAAAUGACAGGAAAAUCAAGAAGUGAAUGGAUUUCAACAUCAUCAAUAUUUAACUGAUUUUUGAAGGUAUGAGUUCCUAAACUAAUUUAUGAUCCUUCCAAUGUUGUAUAAGUAAAUGAGUGUACCAUCUUAGGUACGUACCGUCAAAGAAUAAUUUUGAUGAAAGGAUGCCGCUGUUCAUGUUUCUUUUUCUUUCUAUUUUUUGGUGCAUUUCAUGUUCCAUGAUAGAAAUGAAUAGGGAAAACAAAUACAUGUGGCUGAUUUCCAAUGAUGUUUUCAUAAACUCGUGUAGCCGAUCUUAAACUUUUGGGAUAAAUACUUGGAUGAUGAUGAU